ACCACCGUCCCGCCCCCGCGCCGUCCCACCCUUGCUCCCACUCGUUGCGCCGCGCCGCGCGAUGCAGGCCCGCGUCGUCGUCUUCCCCGUCAAGGGCCGCGCCUGGUGCUUCGCCCUCCCGCGCGCCUCCGCCGCAGCGCCCGCUGCUGAUGGCGCCCUCCCGCGCCCGACCCUGAGGGACCUCUGGCGCGGCAUCUCCUCCGGGUCCCGCACGGCGCCGGAGAAGGCCGAGGCGGUCGUCGACUUCGUCGCUGACAAGAUGAACAGGGCGUGGGUCGGGUUCGGGAGCGCGCCGGAGGGGUCGAUGAAGAGCCGGAUCCACAGCUUCGGGCUGAAGCUGCUGUCCCGGGUGAGGCCGUCGGAGGUGCUCCUGAAGUCCGUCACCAAGGACGUGAGCGCGCUCGAGAUCGUGCAUCCGGCGAGCAUAAAUUCUCGUCUUGUGCGUCGACGUUUGCGGCAUAUUGCUGUUAGGGGUGCAUCAGUUCACAAGAAAUUUCUGUAUGGCUCGGUUUGUUUGCUUCCAGUUACUAGUGUUUUCAUGGUACUACCGUUACCAAACAUUCCAUUCUUUUGGGUGCUAUUUCGUGCUUAUUCUCAUUGGAGAGCUCUACAGGGAAGUGAGAGGCUCGAGUUACUAGUUUCUGACUGCUCAGAUAAGUGGAAAGUUCUUGAGGAGAAGAUUAAUUCAGUAAAGGAUGGCAAACCCAGUGAAAAUGCAAGGAAUUCUCCUUGGAAGCUGCGGCCAUCAGAAAAGCUUGACAGGUUUCUUGAGGGUAGAAACUUGGAUGAAGGUUUGGAUUGUGAUACCAUUUUGAGUAUAUGCCAGGAGUACGAUUUGGACAAGAUCGAUGUUCUCAAGUACAGGGAUCUUCUGUAGCCACAUCCAGAUUGUUUCUCUGAGGUUUAUACGUUUAAAUUCUUCUGCUAGUGAGAUCAAGAUGAAGGGUACAAGAGUUGCAUGAACCCACUAACCAUUGGCGGUCAAAUGAGUUCUUUUAAAUAGCUUCAGAUUUUCUUGUUAUGUACCAAACCGGUCUGCCACUAGUGCAAUGAUCUCAGAAACAAAGAGGACAUCUUAUGAAACUAUAGAAGCCCAGGGCAGUUGUUCCCACCGUGCAAAUAGAGAUUGCUAGCUGCCAACUUUCCCCCGUCAGCCAUCACAAAUUUUAGUUGGGAUCAAUGAACGACAAAUGCAAAGAGCAGGGUUGAAAAUUGAGAUUGGCCAUCCGUACAUGCUUCUCUCUCUCUCUCUCUCUCUCUCUCUUGUUUGUGGCUCUCAAUCUAUCUUUGGUUGUAUUUGAAUCUUGUACUGGGAUCCAAUGCAUAGCCUUCUCGAUCUGGAGGGAUUCUAGAGCUUUGAUCUCUCAGGUGCCUUUUCUGCACAAAUGCAUGACUAGCUUCAUAUC
Zea mays is the source of this 1406-nucleotide messenger RNA. RefSeq lists its product as uncharacterized. Gene Ontology annotation, cellular component: mitochondrial inner membrane. Gene Ontology annotation, biological process: potassium ion transport; proton transmembrane transport. NCBI's taxonomy places the organism in Eukaryota, Viridiplantae, Streptophyta, Magnoliopsida, Poales, Poaceae. The transcript is spliced from 8 exons. The record is from RefSeq and is marked validated. The coding region runs from base 62 to 877 and encodes 271 amino acids.